Pan troglodytes (chimpanzee) is the source of this 5581-nucleotide messenger RNA. It is a transcript of the gene SSX2IP, whose product is annotated as SSX family member 2 interacting protein. Gene Ontology annotation, cellular component: ciliary basal body; centriolar satellite. The transcript has 17 exons. Gene Ontology annotation, biological process: intraciliary transport involved in cilium assembly. The record is from RefSeq and is a predicted model, not a curated record. NCBI's taxonomy places the organism in Eukaryota, Metazoa, Chordata, Mammalia, Primates, Hominidae. Bases 775 to 2619 code for a protein of 614 amino acids.
GGGCGGGGGUGGGCGCCGGCAAGGGGCGGGCGCGCGCGGAGGUGAGAGCCGGCACCUGGCUCAGCGCCCCGCUGUUCGGCGGGAGGCUCCGCGCGGCUGUUGGGGCCGUUGCAGGGUGCGGGCGAGCGUCGACCCGGGCCGCUCUUGGAGGAGGAGGUGGGAGAAUAUGAUUGCUGCUAUUCCUGUGUGUACAUUGGAAGAAUUUGAAACUGAUACACUGUUUCUAAAUUGCCAUGCUCUUGAUUCAUACCCUGAAUCACCUUUCUCCUUCUCUGAGCUGUUACCAAUCAAGAUUACGUUGAAAGCCCUUCUAAAUUGCAGCAUGGCCAAAGUGUUGACUUGUCUAUCAUACUAAAACAGCAGCAAACCUUACACUAAUACAUCCUUGAACUUGGACAUUCAUUCAGCAAUCUUGACUGGGCUCCAACCUUGGGUCAUCUAGUUCGACUUCAUAAUUGAAACCCAAAGAAAUUAUGACCGGUUCAAGGUUUCUCAGUACAUAACAGAAGUGUUGCUGAGAACCGUGGCCUCUGAUGCUACUUAGUCCAGCGCUCUCUCAGUACCCUGUGCAGCUUCCCUGAAGUGACAGCGCCCUGGAAAACUAACAGUUUAAUUGGCAGCCAAGUCCAAAACAGAUGAGGAAAGUGAGGCCCAAAGAAGAUUUAUGUUCAGGACCAUUUAGUCUGAGAUGCCUACAUAGAAGAGUGACAGCAGCUGGACUAAAUGUUUAACUGCUGAACUAGUUCCUCAGGUAUCCUGGCUCUAGAGAUUGCUAUGGGAGAUUGGAUGACUGUUACAGAUCCAGGUCUGUCUUCAGAAAGCAAAACUAUCUCUCAAUAUACCUCAGAAACAAAGAUGUCUCCAUCAAGUUUAUACUCACAGCAAGUGCUAUGUUCUUCAAUACCUUUAUCGAAAAAUGUGCACAGUUUUUUCAGUGCCUUCUGCACAGAAGAUAAUAUUGAACAGAGUAUCUCAUAUCUUGAUCAGGAAUUGACUACUUUUGGUUUUCCUUCAUUAUAUGAAGAAUCCAAAGGUAAAGAGACAAAGAGAGAGUUAAAUAUAGUAGCUGUACUAAAUUGUAUGAAUGAGCUGCUUGUGCUUCAGCGGAAGAACCUUCUAGCUCAGGAAAAUGUGGAGACACAGAAUUUGAAGCUGGGAAGUGAUAUGGACCAUCUACAGAGCUGCUACUCAAAACUUAAGGAACAACUGGAAACCUCCAGGAGGGAAAUGAUUGGGCUUCAGGAAAGAGACAGACAGUUACAAUGUAAGAACAGGAAUUUGCAUCAGCUACUAAAGAAUGAGAAAGAUGAGGUGCAAAAAUUACAAAAUAUCAUUGCAAGUCGAGCUACUCAGUAUAAUCAUGAUAUGAAGAGAAAAGAGCGUGAAUAUAAUAAACUGAAGGAACGUCUACAUCAACUUGUUAUGAACAAGAAAGAUAAGAAAAUAGCUAUGGACAUUUUGAAUUAUGUCGGGAGAGCUGAUGGAAAAAGAGGCUCCUGGAGGACUGGUAAAACUGAAGCCAGGAAUGAAGAUGAAAUGUAUAAAAUUCUCUUGAAUGAUUAUGAAUAUCGUCAGAAACAAAUCCUAAUGGAAAAUGCAGAACUUAAGAAGGUUCUUCAACAAAUGAAAAAGGAAAUGAUUUCUCUUCUUUCUCCCCAAAAGAAGAAACCUAGAGAAAGAGUAGAUGAUAGUACAGGAACUGUUAUUUCUGAUGUUGAAGAAGAUGCCGGGGAACUAAGCAGAGAGAGUAUGUGGGACCUUUCCUGUGAAACUGUGAGAGAGCAGCUUACAAACAGCAUCAGAAAACAGUGGAGAAUUUUGAAAAGUCAUGUAGAAAAACUUGAUAACCAAGUUUCAAAGGUACACCUGGAAGGUUUUAAUGAUGAAGAUGUAAUCUCACGACAAGACCAUGAACAAGAAACUGAAAAACUCGAGUUAGAAAUUCAGCAGUGUAAAGAAAUGAUUAAAACUCAGCAACAACUUUUACAGCAGCAGCUCGCUACUGCAUGUGAUGAUGAUACCACUUCACUAUUACGAGACUGUUAUUUGUUGGAAGAAAAGGAACGUCUCAAAGAAGAAUGGUCCCUUUUUAAAGAGCAGAAAAAGAAUUUUGAGAGGGAGAGACGAAGCUUUACAGAAGCCGCUAUUCGCCUGGGAUUGGAGAGAAAGGCAUUUGAAGAAGAAAGAGCCAGUUGGUUAAAGCAGCAGUUUUUAAAUAUGACUACCUUUGACCACCAGAACUCAGAAAAUGUGAAACUUUUCAGUGCCUUCUCAGGAAGUUCUGAUUGGGACAAUCUUAUAGUGCACUCGAGGCAGCCGCAAAAGAAGCCUCACAGUGUGUCUAAUGGGUCUCCAGUUUGCAUGUCUAAACUUACUAAAUCUCUUCCUGCUUCACCUUCCACUUCAGACUUUUGCCAGACACGUUCCUGCAUGUCUGAACAUAGUUCAAUCAAUGUACUGAAUAUAACUGCUGAAGAAAUUAAACCAAAUCAGGUUGGAGGAGAAUGUACAAAUCAAAAAUGGAGUGUGGCGUCAAGACCUGGAUCACAGGAAGGUUGCUAUAGUGGAUGCUCCUUGAGCUACACAAAUUCUCAUGUAGAAAAAGAUGACUUACCUUAGACAUGUGGACUGGAAUUUUUUUCAUUAAUGUGUUCAUCAAGUUUCACAUCUAAGUUGAAACAGGGUGUGUCAUAAAGUCAGUUAUCUCUAAUAACUUAAGAUGGUCUGAGUUGUUUGUUUGGACUUCCCUGUCUUCCCCCAAAGAGUUGAAAUCUUAAAUCUAUUUAAAAGGAUAUAAAAGCUUUGGAUAUGUAUUUUUAGUAACAGAAGCAUCUGGUUCUGUGAAUAAAGGAAUGUAUAGUUGUUUGGAUGGAAACAAAAGCACUAGAAUGAGUUUCCUCUUAUAGGUAUUAAAAAUAGCACUUUUAGGAAACUGAUUAUUGUAAAUGUUUAAUUUUGUCUCAAAUAUAGUUGGCAUUGGAAGUUUAGCCUUUACUUGAAUGUAUACUGUAGAUUUUUAACAAAGCGAGUUCUAUAUUUAUUAUGUUUAGUGUGGUUUGAAAUUACCUCUUUCAUAUGUUUUAAAUAAAGUGAAAUUUAUGUAUGUUUUGUACAUAGAUACACAUGAUUAUGUUAAGAGGCUUUAAGAUUUAAAAGUUUCACACAACCAUAAGUAUAGUAUUUCAUGCCAGUAAAAAUUUUUUAGUGGUAUUCUGUUUACAGAUGUAUUAGGACCAUUGAUGCAUUACAUUUAAGAAUUCUCUUUAAUACAUCUGGGCAAUAAAUAUUGAAAGGUAUUCCAUAAAGCUGAAUUCUUUAGAUAAUCUACACUACUAACAUUACAUUUUUGAGAUUUUUAUGACAUUAGAUUUUUAUUUUGUAUAUGUAGAAUAUUAUAAUUUUUAAAAGGACUAUUGAUGAUAGAAGAAUAGGGGCAAGACAACAAAAGUACCUUUGAAUAAAACAAUUUAAGAAAUUGGUUUAAGAUAUUGGAUGAUAGAAGAUAUUUAAAAUAUCUAGAUGGUGAUAUUUUCCUUACGAGAUGGGUACCAGUAUAGUAAUAUCUGUAUACUAACUAGGGCUUUGUAUUGUCAAUAAUUUUUUAAUAAUUUUUUAAUGAGGUAUUUACCACUGAAGAAAUACGAUAAUGUAAAACCAUCAAAUUUUAUAAUUGAGAUGAUACUCUGGAAAAACAUGUCAUUUCAUUUUCAGAAAACUCUUAGGCUCUCUUCAGUCUCUGUAAUGUUUCUGAUUGCAUGUUUCUUCAUGAAAAGUAUGUUGUUGUUUUGAUAGUAAUAAUAAUAAAUGUAGGCUCAGCUCUUUCCCAGGAUUUUCAUCAAAAAGCUUUAAGUGCCUAACCCUGCUUGUCUCUGUACAUAGAAGCCUGCACAGAUCCAACCCUUGCUAGGUAUCAUAGUUUAGGCCCAUUUACCUUCCCCUGUACUGGCAGUUCAGCCACUUACAUGCACUCACCCUGUUUGUGGCUAUUUUAAAUUCAUAUUAUUAAAAAACAAAAAAAACGCACCUAUUUGUGUUGUCCAUUCACUAUACGUAACUAUGUAACUCUUUGGAGUUGCAUAGCAGCAGCCAUUUUUUCAGGGCUGAUAGGAUAUCAUUAAGAGUAUCUUAUGAGACAUUAGUGGAUAUACUCAUAGUAACCAUAUUUAUAGUUUUAAAGAGCUAGCUCUUGAGCAUUAGUCACUCACUACCUUCAGCUUGAUGCAUGGUCACUUCUUUACUAUUUAAAAUACUACACGUUGUACAAAAUAUCGAAGACACUACCAUAUGCUAAAGGAAGAAAUCUAGCUGGGAUAUAGGAUUUUUGUUGUUUUUGUUUGUUUUGCUAUUUAGCAAUAACAUGGUCAAAAAGGCAAUCAGAAAUUUUAAAUACAGUUAAUGGAUUUGGCAACGAUUUUCCCCUGAGGGUUUUCCAUGGUGUACUUUGCAAGAAAUAAGCACUCUUAAUUUUUAAAGUAAAUCUCUUCUUUUAGCAAAUCUUAUAUUUCAUGACAAUGGAGUUCUAGAAAGCAGCAUCUGUUUUUUGUUGCGUGUUUCCAUUUUAAAGUGAGUUGAGUUCUCAAAUUGGAAAGAAAGAUUCCUUGAGACUUACUUUUAAAAUCUAAAGUGUGAAAGAAACAGCAGAGUAAAAGCCAGACUCAUUGCACCUUCAAUGUCUGCGUAGAUCCAGAAGUUGUACAUUUUACCUAACAACAUCACUUUUGUUGAACAUUCCAACUCCAGAAUGAUCCCCAAUCACCCUAAUCUCAGAAUGUUGGAAUGAUGUCUGUUGGAAAACCCAGGACUCCACACACAAAACUCCUGGGAUUUUGUUUCCCAUCUCUUUCUAGGUGUUUGCAAUGUACAAAUAAUACAGCUGUGCUAAUCUCACAUUUAGCCAUGAUAGAUGAUGGUUCUAGAGUGUACUUCCAUUUGUAAGUCCUCCUGAUAAUCUUAAGUGCUUUCUUGUUUAUCACUAUGUAAAUUUGCAAUAUUUUGUACUUCAUUUGUUUUUAUCCAUUCUGAAUUUUCAAAGCAUAAAAAUGUCAAAGAAAAAUUGAGAUAAACAUUUUGUUCACUAUUAAAUGUUUGCAUCUGCAGUCUAUGAUGAGAAACAAUGAUAUUAAAUUAUGACUAAAAUUUAACAAAUAGUAUUUUCUUAUAGAAGCAAUGUAUUAAGUGAUUAGAUACACAGGACAGUUCACAGCAAAUUGUUUACUUACAUGGCAUAAUUGAAAUACUGUUAUUUGUAAAGAGUUCUAUACUGCCUACCUUAGCUAACCAGAAUUGUUCAUAGACUUGUGAUAAUAUGGUGUUAUGGGAAAACACAUUUUGUGCGCAUGAUGAAGAGAGCACCGUGAAUCUAGUCUUGACUGCCCCUGGUGGAACAUUUGAAAGCCCUUGGGACUCCAGGAGAGAUGUUUUUGCAGCAUGUAUGCUAAAUUUGUGAGUUAGCAAGACCCUGCUGUGAUUACUAUGUUGUACAAAUCUUCAAAGUAUAUUGCCUAAUAUGAGUCAUGUCAUUUCUAGAUUGGAUUUAAAGUAAGUAUGGAUUAUGGAAGUCUAGUAAAUAUACUUUUCCCUA